AUGUCUUUCCCCGUCGGACCCGGACGGGCCGGGACGGCGCUGCCGGCGCUGCGCUCGCCGGAGCGAGCUGUCUCGCGCGCUGAGGGCGAGAAGCAGCCGCUGCUACCGCCGAUUGCCCACGCACCUCGCGCGACGUACUCGGCGCCGCGCUCCCGAUUCAACGCCGCUGUCCGCUGGCUCCUCCAGGCCAUUCUCCACACACCGGAGCUGAACGACGUGGCCGCGCCGCAUCUUGGCGCGCUCCGCACCGGCCUCCUUGUGGCUUCGUCCGACGACGCCGGGCGCAACGCCGAGAGCCAGAACCUGCUGCGGUCGGGCGUGGCCUACCGGCUGGGCAUGCUCGCGCUGUUUGAUGAAGACUUGCUAGUUGACGACGGCCGCGCGAGCGGUGCGCCCGGCGAGCCCGUCCCCGAGCACGCCGUCGUUGUCCACCGUGCUCUGUUGCGUGCCAUCUACGAGCGCGGCGGCGAGGCCGAGUCGCUCGACCCGCACAUCCUUGCCUCAAACAAGCCGUUCUCGCGGUCGGCGCACUCAGCGCUUCUUGCAUCGCUCAUGGUGCUCUACGUCGAAGCUGUCCUCGACCUUGACGCCGUAGUGGACCACGUGCGGACGGUGACGGCCACCUUUGAUCCCAUAUCCGAGGUCCCGUACUCGGCCGAGCAAGCUGUCCUCAUGUGGCUGUCCAAGGCGGCGGCGGCGGCGGCGGAGCACACAGCGUCGCUGGCGGCGAGCUCGGCAUCUCUGCCGCAGCCAAUCGCGCCUCCUGCGCCUGUCCGCAACGCGUCAACCGACCUCGCCGACGGCAAGGUCCUCAGCCUCGCCCUGGCCUACUACACGCCGACAGUGGUGCCGGUGUGGAACGUGGCUACCGGAUUGGAGCUGAGCCUCUCGGACGCUUUUGCCAACCUCGAGCUCGUGCGUCAAGGCGCCGAUGCGCUCGGCGUGGCUCUCCCGUUUGCACCCGAGGACAUUGUCUACGCCGACGAGGCGCUCGAGCCGCUCAUCAUGGUCUGGCUGGUCGAUGUCUUUGAGGCGGCGGCGGCUCUCGACCCGCGGUCGCGACUCUCGUACAUCUCGCGGGCGGCGGCGUCACGGACCGGCAGCUCGGUGCGGCUGACGUCCGAGCUCGACGCGCUCGGCUCAGCAACAGCCGUGGUCGUGCCGUCGCGGCGCGGCCCGCGGAUUACCCCGCUCGCCCACGUCGACGACGGCAUGGACGACUUUGAGCUGCUGGAGCAGCAGCUGGCUUCCGGCGCUGAGCUGGAUGCAAGCGCCGCCGACGACAGCGAGGGCCAGCUCUCACCCGAGGACGCCCAGCUGCUGGUCAACACCAAGCACAACAUGUAUGCUCUCGAGCCCGAGCCGGUCGACGCCGUCGACUGGAGUGCGUCUGAGGACGGCACAGCCACCCCAAGCGAGCGCGAGCCACGAGUCCGCUUUGUCGACGCGCCGCCGUCGCCCGGCCCGGCGCCGCGCGCAGAGUCGCUGGCUCCGACAGAGCUGCCACCGCUCCAGCGCUCGCCGUCCCCCAAAUUGCCACUCCAGCGCUCGCCGUCACCCAGUACCUCUUCGCCGCCACUGGCUACGUCGACGCCACUGGGCAAGACUGCAGCCGAGGGCAACGAGCACGGCAGCGACGCCGACGAGGCCUGGACACCACGGCCGACGUCUGCGUCGUCGACGUCGUCGCGGUCAUCGCUCACGCUGCUCGACGUGGUCGAGGCGCGCCGCGCGGCGUCGCCGGUGCCCGGCCGGCUGCGAACGCCACUUUACUCGCCGCAUGCACCGCCGACGUCUCGCCUCGCCGAUGAGCGCUCGCCACACGGCUCGCUAGACUUGACCGAUGAGGGGCCGUCGUCUGACACCGCAGCUGACGCCGAGUCGGCACCGAGCCCAGCGACACCAGCAUCGUCGUUUGCUGCCCCACUGUCGCUCCCAGGCGGGUAUGCGUCGUCGAGCUCAUCGUCGGAUGGUGGCGAGCGGCCGUACAGCCCCGACGGGCCGCGUGGCCACUACGACGACCCGUUUGAUGCCGAGACGCCACGGACGCCGCUUGAGCGGCCGACGACCGCUCCGUCAGGCUCCCCAAGCCAGAACCAGAGCCAGACGGCUCGGCUUGCGGCGCUGGAGCGGGAGCGAAAGCUGAUGCGGAUCGAGCUGGAGCGACAGCGACGUGAGAUUGACGAGGCGCGGGCAGCCAAGAAGUUGCAGCGGACGGCUGCACGCAAGCAGGCCGGGCGCCGAGCUGUCUUUGCACACCGCGAGAGCGCAGCGGGGCAGUCGCGGUCGCCGCUGCAGGCAGCCGCCCUGCCUGUAGCGUCACCUCAACCCGAGCCCGAGCCCGAGCCGGAGUCGCCGGCGCCACCGACUGCCGCCGAGCUGGAGAUCGAGCGGCUGCGCCGCGAAGUCGAGGAGCUCAAGGCCGAGCAGCAGCGACUGCAGGUUGAGCAACUACAGAAGGAAGUAGCCUCGCUGCGGGAGCAGGUCUCGAACGCGUCGCAAUUGUCGAUGUUCUCGUACGCGGCGUCGACAAUUGCGUCGCCGCCAGACACCGGACUUGUCGAGUCGAUGCUCUCGGAGCCGGAGCCGUCGUCGCUUCCGCCGUGGUUUCUGGCUCGCGGAAACGAGCGGUCGAUGACGGCCGGCCUCCCGCCGCCACCGCCGCCGCUGGUGGGCACAGGUGCGGCGAUAACACCGCCAGUGCCGCAUCGCGCACCGCCAGUCGACCGACCCGCCGAGGCGUCCCAACGCCCCGAGCCAGUGGCAGCCGAGCCGAACGCGACGGUGCUGGACCUGGCGUCAGACUCGGGAUCAGACAACGGCGAGUGCGUCGGCGACGAGCAGCAUGCGAGUAUUGCCCCUCCCGAGUCGCCGCCGCGCAAGGCCGAGGCGUUUGUGGUUGCAGACGAGGCGGACAACGAGGAGGCGUUACAGGCGCGGCUUGCUGCCAAGCGCGCGGCGAUGGAGCGGAAGCGCGAGUCGUUUCUGCGUAAGCGCGAGGCGCGUCGGGUGCGGCGUGAGACGAAAGCGGCAGCCAAGGCCGAGGCGGCGGCGCGGGCCAAGGCGGCCGCCGAAGCGGCAGCCAAGGCCGAGGCAGCGGCAGCGAGCGCCAAAGCGGCGGCGGCGACUCGGCUGGAGGCGCGGCGUGCGGCGCGAACCCGGACGACGGCGCCUAUUGUAGCGCAGGAUCUGAGCGCGCCGCUGCGCGUGGAGCCGGCGCCACUGUCGAAUGCGAAAAAGGUGCGCAACGCUAUUGUAUCGCGACUGCUCGCAGGAUACUCGUCGGCGCCACAGUGCCAGGCGGUGCUGGCGGCGAUGGACAAGGCACGCGACGAGUACACCAGCUACUUGCUGCUUGUGGUGCAGCACCCGCACAUCUCGUUCCGGGCGCUGUACGGCUACGACGUGGCAACCGGGCGGGUAGACAAGAUUGUGGGCAAGGGGCCGGCGUCGCUGACCAACUUUAAGCACAUCGGCGGGUUCUUCAAGUACGAGACCGGCUCGCGGUCGUUUGUGCAGCUGCGGACCAAGCACCUCGCGCCGACGGUGGAUGCUGUUGUUAUCCAUCCCGACUACCUGCGCAAGCGUAAGCAGGCGCGGAUGUUUGCAGCGGCCGGCAGGAGCAGCGGAGCGCAAGCGGGCGCCGGCCAGACGGGCAAGUGGUGGCACGCCAUCUUGUACUGGGUUCUGGACGCCGCGUACGUGCUCUACGCUGACGCCAUCUUGUACUGGGUUCUGGACGCCGCGUACGUGCUCUACGCUGACGCGAGCCCACGCCCUGCCAUGACUCGCGUGGCUUUUCUCUACGACAUCAUCGACGCCCUCGCCGCCAGCGCCGCGCCGUCGCACAAGCGGAAGCGCACCUCUGCAGCAGCCGGAAGCUUCAUGGUAAGCGAUCGCGGCCGCGGACCUUUUGCGCCGCGUGCAGCGUCCAUCUCUGCAUCCAGCCAUUAA
Molecule: messenger RNA, 3954 nt
Organism: Thecamonas trahens ATCC 50062
Lineage: Eukaryota; Apusomonadida; Apusomonadidae
Exons: 4
Coding region: 1-3954 (1317 amino acids)
Molecular function (GO): microtubule binding; calmodulin binding
Source: RefSeq, a predicted model, not a curated record